Molecule: messenger RNA, 3320 nt
Organism: Cyprinodon tularosa
Lineage: Eukaryota; Metazoa; Chordata; Actinopteri; Cyprinodontiformes; Cyprinodontidae
Product: N-acyl-aromatic-L-amino acid amidohydrolase (carboxylate-forming) B-like
Exons: 7
Coding region: 767-1753 (328 amino acids)
Molecular function (GO): aminoacylase activity; hydrolase activity, acting on ester bonds
Source: RefSeq, a predicted model, not a curated record
UUGUAUGUUCAACCAGACUUUGUUGAUGAGUCCACGCUCAUCAGCCCUUCCCUCUGUAUCUGUGUACGAUUAGAUCUUCAAUAAUCUUAUCAAAUUGAAAUCAAAGCUAUACAUAAAAACAUGUUUGAGUUGAUCCCAUAGGGAUUUUUGAGGUGCCACUUGAUGAACUGAUUUUUGGUUUAACCUGUUUUAUCUUCAUCAGCUAUACCCUUUCCUGUUUUGCUCCUAACUAGAGGAGCUGUUCCUUCCUCUCCACGCAUCACAGGCGUCACUCUUCUCUGUGUCAUGCCAGCAGGUUUAUCUGAAAAGCCCGCUGGAACCUACCAUCCUAUACACGGAGCAUAUAGAGAAAACGAUGGGAAGGGAGGUCGGCGGGGUUUGGCUUGAACUCGCAUCUGUUUGCGACCAGAGGAAGAGAGGGAUGCUCUGUGUUUCCACUCUCAGGACACACCCUGGCUAUCCUAGAGCGGCGCAGUGUGAUUAUGCAGGGCAACUGCAGCCUUGUACAGGGGGUGAGAUGGGAAUGCUGAAUCAGUGAAACUGCAUAAAAGGUACAGGAGAGUGUAAACGGGUGGGUAAAUGGCAGGGAGAGAAAGGUAAAAGCUGGGGAAUUUGUUGGAGAAAGAUGAGCUGCAUGAUUCCUUUUCCCUCUUUUCAUUAAUAAUCUAUUCAGUGAACAUUUUUACCGGUAUUUCCCAAAGAAACUUUAAACCGAAGUUAAUCUCAGUGGUGACUUUGUUUUAAAUCAGCAGGCCUGAGAACCAAGAUGCAGGUGGAUGAGCCGUUGCUUUUGCCAAGGUUAUCCCGUGUUGCUGUUUGUGGCGGCACGCAUGGCAACGAACUGUCAGGAGUGUACUUGGUGCAAGAGAUGAUGAAGACACAGAAAGGGGGAGAGGACAGAGAGCCCGCGUCUGUGUCGAUGUUGCUGUCCAACCCUCGGGCCAUGCAGCAUUGCCGUAGAUAUGUUGACAUCGACCUGAACCGCUGCUUCACCCAUGCAACCCUCAAUGGCCCCAUAUCAGAGAGGGCCCCCUAUGAAAUCAUUCAGGCUCGUGAGCUAAACGCCAUGCUGGGUCCCAAAGGCAGCCGGGCGGCAGUGGAUCUCGUCUGUGACCUCCACAACACCACUGCCAACAUGGGCCUGUGCUUCAUCGCCUAUUCCGACUGUGACUGGAUCUGUCUUCACAUAUUCAAAUACCUGCAGCAGAUGCCAAAUAUGCCGAUGAGAUUCAUCCAUUUUGAUAUUCCUAAUAAAGAAUCAUAUUCCCUCGAUUCAAUCGGAAAACACGGCUUUGCUAUGGAGAUCGGCCCUCAGCCCCACGGCUGUGUCAAGUCAAACAUCUACACGGCAAUGAAAGAAGGUGUGCAGCACAUGCUGGACUGGGCAGGCUAUUUUAACUCAGGUUGUGUGUUUGAAGGAGGAUCGGUGGAGGUGUUCACCUUGGUUAAAAACAUCGACUACCCGAGAGACGGUGGGACUCACAACAUCACAGCAACCAUCCAUCCCCACCUCCAGGACCGAGACUUCUGCCUGCUGCACCCCGGAGACCCUCUGUUCCAGACGUUCUCAGGAGAAACCCUGCUAUAUAAGGGCAAAGAACCACUUUAUCCCUUCUUCAUCAACGAAUGCGCCUACUAUGAAAAGGGCAUCGCACUCUCCCUGGCCAGAAAGAACACCGUGACCAUCCCUUCUAUCUGGGUGCAAACAGAGAAGGAGGAGGAGCAGAGCUUUACAUCAGAGGAAGAGGAGUGAAGAUGAUGCGGAACAAUUUUAUGCAAUGACUUUUUUUUUUAUUAAAACAACAGCAUUGUACAAGCCUUUGCUUAUACGCACAAAUAUAUGCAUACAGGAUAGAUUCAGCUCACGUUCACAAACAUCAUGUGGGAACAGGAUAUUCAGGGAUAAAGGAGCAGUUUGUGUUUGACAUUUGGAUCAGUUACAUUUAUCAAACAAUGCCAUUCAGAAAUGACCUUAAACUUUGCAAAGCUUAUCUGUCAACAUCCAGCAUUCUUUAAUUAGCAUAAAGAUAAUUCAUUGUCCUCCCAAAUGUGUAGAAUUCUUCCAAAAAAAUAGAUAUUUAUCAAUCUAAAACUACAGCAGGAUAUGAUUUGAAUAAGUGUGCAAAGAAUUUUAGUAGUUUUACUACAUAUGUCCUUAAAGUACAUUCAUAACUGAUAGGAAGCAGACAAAAAUCUCCCUUAUAUGUGAUGAUUUCCUUUUGGCAGCAAAAAACAAAAAUACUGUUUAAAGAAAUGUCAAACACAAAGUAGAGAACAAAACCACUAAAAGGUAUUUUUAUAAAUAAAACGGGUCAGUAAAACAGCAGGUAUCGUCUCACUACAUGACAAAAUUACAUUUGUUUUCUACAAAAUACGGUAAAAUGUUACAGAUGUGCAUGAAUAGGAACAAAAAUCGACACUUUUUGAAGUAUAAAGAAGAAAUAAACCAGUUAAAUAAUGAAAAAAAGCAAUUGUGGAUGUUUUGUGAUAAGCAGCAAUAGUCUUGUUGAACUUUUCAACGAACACAACUUUCCAUGUCAAAGUGCCUGAAGUAAGGAUUACGAAAAUACUUCAGUGUUUGACUGGAGGCGUUUGUUCUUUUCAGAAAUGUAAAAUUACUGGUGUGCUCGCAUAACUGAGCGGAGGACAGAGUUGUCAUGUAUGUCACUAACUUUGAAUAUGCAAAGCGUAUCCGAUAUUGACAGAACAGUCUUUAAUAUUUACUACCCAUUAUUUCAGGCUGUAAAACAUAAUGUCCUGAUCUCAAUAAACUACGCUUCUCAAUCAGAUCUGAAAGACGCAGUUCUAGUCAGAAUAAUUUCUUUAAUUAUAGGCCUUUCAUGAAUUAUUUGAACUGUUCUGUGUAGACAGGAGGCAUUGCUCACAAAAAUUAGUUUAAAUCUACGUUUACAGCCCCACUUAUAUGUGCGUCUCUUCAAUAGCUGAACACCGACCACUGGCUUUUUGCAGCAAUUGAUUUUUUAACACAGUUCUAGCUUGAUAUUUUGUCCCUCUUCAUGAAAUAAUUGAAGGGAACUUAAACUGGUUGGUUUGGUAGCGCCAAAGCAACAGAGUUCCUGUUACGACUGUUUGUAAGUCCUCAUCAUGACAUUGAUAUUAGUUUUGUUUUGUUUUAGAUUCUGCAUUACCCAACUUAUUGUCUCUAGUUUUCAACAAUCUAGCAAAACCGCUCCUCUGAAAAGGAAGAAAAUAAUUUUUCUUAUCAUUUUUUUUGUAUGGUCAGAGACCAAGAUCUCAAUGCCUCUACAAUUAUAAUCUGACUUUGUUUCAUGCUGGAACCAAUUGUCAAGCAUGGUAGA